AUGGCUGCCGCCCUCUCCAGCCCUGAGCCGCAGCCCGUUGAUCUGGACGAUUUAGAUUCGGAUUCAGACGACAGUGAAAUGGAGUCGAGUGUUGCAAUGUUGAUCCAGAAGAGUAAACAGAAACGAAAAGCGGACCUCGCCUCCGCUCCCAGCUCUCCGGAAAGUGAGACGAGUUUCGGUCCGAGAUACAACCUCCGCCGGUCUUCACCUUCCAUUCCGCGCAAGGCACCCUCGGCACCUACGCAAGCUCGCACCGUGAAGAAGAUAGACCCUUUCGCAAUUCUUCUUCGAGAGAAGAGGCGCGAUGAGCGCACUGGCAUGGGGAUGACUAUUAUUCGCGAGGCCGACAGGACGGUCGCAGAACAUAAAGCAAGCCUGUUGAGCGACAUGGACGACGGAGACUGGAUAGAGGGGGAUACGCGUGGAGACGACAGCGACGACGAGAUGGACAACACUGAGGCGAUUGCCAACGCCAACAGAUGGCUAGGCCCCAGUGCCAAAGCUGUUGAUGCGAUCUUAGCCAGUGACUCAAGGGAGAAGAAGGAGAGGAACAUGGAGAAGCUCCGAGAGUCAAUAGGAGUGCCAUUCUGGCUUCAAGGGCAAGCCGUCGACGAGGUAAUGGGUCGGGAUCCAGGCUCCAGCAUACCCCCAUUCACCGACUCGGAUGAUCAUCCCCUGUUCCGGCGGCUGCGAGACAUCACUGCGAGACAAGAUCACAUCCAGAUGGAAGUGCUCCUUUCUUCCAGUUUCUCGUUCCUCAAACCCUGUCAACGAACUCCUGUCAUUUCGUGGUUAUUCGAAGUUGCCUUUUCUGAUAUGCCGUCACCCCUUCCCGAUCUUGCGUUUUCCAGGCUGGUCGAACUGGCCCCGACCAACGGAAUCCCUGUUCUGCACGAAGUAUCGAUCACAAGGGCUCUUCUUCGUAUUGGGGCGUCACCCGCCGCUCUCUCACAGCACGGAUUGGCUUUAUCCAUUACGCCCAUGACCCCUCAGACCUAUACGCUUCGUAAGCGCUCUCAAUUUCGCUAUAACGUUUAUCGGCUCACAUUCUACAGCACAUGGGACCCCACAAAACGUAGCGACACCAUGCUCAUGAUGCUUCUCCUCACCUUGGAUUCGACGACGUCUGAUCAAGCGCUAGUCGAAGUCAAAAGGGCGAAUGAUAGCUUGGCAAAAGCUCUGUCGGCGGCCGAGGAGCUCAUCUUAUGCAAGAAGUUAGUUCCGUUCGGCCAAAAGUUGUCUCCCGCCAACCAGGCCCUCCUCCUUUCAUCCAUCCCGUCGGUGUCAGACUCCGCCAUCCGCAUCGCACGCGUAGUGGCGCGCGCGCUUCUACUAGGGACUUCAGACCUCAGCGCAGAUGAUCUGGAUCAUCUCCCCUCUCUUAGGCCGUUGAUAGGACUUCUCUCAGCCCCUUCCGGCUCCAAAGAAGCGUUCGAUGUCACGGGCAACGCUGACGCUCCCGGCUUCUUCAAUGACCUUUCAUGUCGGGUCGAGUUGCUCAGUCGUGCCCUUACGAAUAUUCAUGACUACGCCAUCCAAGAACUCCGGUCGGUUUCGUCCUCUGCCUCUCAAGAUCUGAACAAAUCCACCGACGGAGAUGCCUCGAAGGAAAGUGUGUUCAGGGAGCGAGACAGGCAGAAGACGACGCCACUGCAGCACAUCACAGCGCGACUGAACACCUUACACGGCAAUAUCGUCGACACUCGUGCCGCACACCUCGAUCGCUCUCGAGCGAAAGCCGCACUUCAACGGCUGUCGUUCCGGGUGCAUUAUCAGCGUAUGGCCGCGCUGGCGCUGAGGUCGGCCGGUGCGCAGCGCAAUCUGCUUGGUUACUUCCAAAGUUCGUCUUAG
Messenger RNA from Epithele typhae, 1851 nucleotides. RefSeq lists its product as uncharacterized. Lineage: Eukaryota; Fungi; Basidiomycota; Agaricomycetes; Polyporales; Epitheliaceae. The transcript has 6 exons. The coding region runs from base 1 to 1851 and encodes 616 amino acids. The record is from RefSeq and is a predicted model, not a curated record.